AUGUCCCAGAAAGAACUAGGCAAAAAAGGGAGCACACUGUCAAAGCUGUUCACCAAUGCAUUGAAAGACGAUAGGAUUGAAAUGGUUAGACAAGUGCUCGAAUAUAUUUUAGACAAGAAUCUGUAUAAAAAUUUCUUAGAUAACUCACUUGAAGGCUUAUAUCAGACCGACGGCUGCCUUGGAAAAUACAUUUUCCCAGAAUUAAAGGAUAAAACAAUCACACAAAAGAAAAUAGUGGAAACGAUCAAUGUUGCUGUGAUUAAGAUACUCGGAAGCGAAGAAAUGAAGCCAUUUGAGAAAGAAGAUGAGAUAGGUAUAAAUGAUAUUUUCAAGCACCUUUUUAUCUGGGCAGUCCUGAUGAACCGCAGAGAUUUGGCAAUGUUGUUUUGGAAGAAAGACGUUGAUUAUAUAUGCUCUGCAUUAUUCGCAAGUUCACUUGCUAAAAGGUUGGCUGAAAACGCAAGCGCUGAAGCAUUCAUGGAUGAACAAACAGCUUUAUGGGAAAGUUCUAGACAUUACGAAGACCUUGCAUACAGUGUGAUGACAGAGUUAUAUUUAAAUGAUAGAAAACACGCUCGCCAGCUGUUGGUGACAGAAGUGAAAAGAUAUAAUUCAAUUACAAUUUUUGAAUUAACUGACAAAUUUUCACUGAUGAAGUUCAUGGGACAUGCUGCAUGUCAAACAAAGCUGAAUAAGAUUUGGAAGGGUCGUAUAAAAGGAGAUACAUCAAAUCUAAAGGCAAUAGUGUUUGCUGUUACUUUUUUACCUAUAUUGAAAUGGGACAUACUGAAGUUAGACAAAAAUAGAGAAAGAGCAAAAAACAAAAUCACUCAAUCAGACAAGUGGGCUACAAAAGACCAGCAGAACAAAUCUACAUGUUUACAAUCUGUUCCUAACUGGAUGAGGAAAUUAUAUUACUUUUACAACGCACCUUUAAUCAAAUUUCUAUUUUCUGUUUUAACGUAUGUGACAAUGCUGGUGGUAUUCAGCAUGUUUGUACUCACAGAUUUACAUGCCAUGGAAGAGAAAUUUCCCUCAAUUUAUGAAUACAUUGUUUAUGCAUGGGCUGCAUCCUCAUUAAUAGAAGAAAUGCGGCAGUUAGCAAAAUUUGAUGCAGAUAUGCAGAAUUUAAUGUGA
This is a messenger RNA of Mytilus trossulus (common blue mussel), 1137 nucleotides long. Its product is annotated as transient receptor potential cation channel subfamily M member 3-like. Gene Ontology annotation, molecular function: ligand-gated calcium channel activity. The transcript is spliced from 10 exons. Lineage: Eukaryota; Metazoa; Mollusca; Bivalvia; Mytilida; Mytilidae. Gene Ontology annotation, cellular component: plasma membrane. The record is from RefSeq and is a predicted model, not a curated record. Gene Ontology annotation, biological process: calcium ion transmembrane transport. Bases 1 to 1137 code for a protein of 378 amino acids.